GGUGUCCAGAAGGGAGAGUGCAGUCAGUGUUGGGGCUGAAAGCGAACAGGUGGAAGGUAUUUGGGAAACACAGGAGCCAGAGUGUUGUGACCCUCCGGCAUCACAGCAAGAUCCAGGUUCUUCCUAUGGAACAAAUUGUCUUCUUUGAAAAAAAAGCUGCUUUUACCAGUUCUACUUCUCAUGCUCCAGCUAAGAAGAUUUUUUUAAAGGCCUGUCACCAGUAAAUUUUUUGAGGACAAUUUAGAAGGGCUGGAAACUAUGGAAAAGUAUGAAAAGAUAGGCAAAAUAGGUGAAGGCUCAUAUGGUGUGGUCUUUAAAUGCAGAAACAGGGACACUGGACAGAUAGUGGCAAUCAAGAAGUUCCUUGAGUCAGAAGAUGAUCCUGUGAUCAAGAAGAUUGCUUUGCGUGAAAUUCGCAUGCUAAAGCAAUUAAAGCAUCCCAAUCUUGUAAAUCUUCUUGAAGUAUUCAGAAGGAAGAGGAAGUUGCACCUAGUGUUUGAGUACUGCGACCACACAGUCCUCCAUGAACUGGACAAGUACCCACGUGGGGUCCCUGAGCAUUUAGUGAAGAGCAUCACCUGGCAAACGUUACAAGCUGUUAAUUUCUGCCAUAAACAUCAUUGUAUUCACCGUGAUGUCAAGCCAGAGAAUAUCCUCAUCACCAGGCAUUCUGUUAUUAAGCUGUGUGACUUCGGAUUUGCCAGGUUACUGACUGGACCUAGUGACUAUUAUACAGACUAUGUGGCCACCAGAUGGUAUCGUGCACCAGAACUGCUGGUUGGAGACACACAGUAUGGUCCCCCUGUGGAUGUGUGGGCUAUUGGCUGCGUAUUUGCGGAGCUUCUGUCAGGAAUUCCACUGUGGCCUGGGAAGUCAGAUGUUGAUCAGCUGUAUUUAAUAAGAAAAAGUCAGGGUGAUCUUAUAGCCAGACACCAGCAAGUGUUCAGCACAAACCAGUUUUUCAGUGGGGUUAGCAUCCCUGAUCCAGAAAACAUGGAACCUCUGGAAUUGCGGUUCCCAAACAUCUCAUCUCAAGCACUGGGACUCAUGAAGGGCUGUUUGCACAUGGAUCCUGCUAAAAGGCUGGCAUGCCAACAGCUGCUCGACCAUCCUUAUUUUGAUAGCAUUCGGGAUGAAGGUGAUGGGGUGACAGAUUCUGAAAGAUUGAGUCGGAAACAGACAAGGCUGCACAGAAAGUAUAUUCCCGGGCUCCAGCACCUUCCGCAGUUAACAAGCAGUAAUAUUUUACCCGCUUUGGAGAGCAAGAAGUGUUAUGCUAACACCAGAAAAUUCAACUACCGUUUCCCUAACAUCUAAGAAGUGGGAGAAAGGGACUAGUUAAAUAUUUAUUGUCCUCAGAGCAAAGCGGCAGCAACUUGUUAGCAGAAAAUGAGAUGAGGCACGUACUCUAGCUAAACAGUGUCCUUUGAAUGUAGUUAUAUAAUUCAACAGUUGAGUUGCUAGUUAAUUCUGCAGUAGUAUAUUGUAAAAUGAAGGUUGCUGCUGUGCUUUUAUUUUCUUAUUUGGAGCCUUUAUAUAUACACACUCCUGGCUUAGACACCAGUCUUGGCAUUGUCUAGUUGACAUGAUUUGCCAUUAGUUGUACCAAGCAUCCAGAUGUUGGCCCAAUCACAUCUGCUUACCUCCAGCAACCACAUGGUCAGCACUUCGUAUUCUUCAGAUUUCUCUCUGUGCUGGUGUAAAACUGGUUAACUGGCAAGAGGUUAUGCAAUUGGACUGCAGUAAGAGUCCUAAGGCCCUCAGUCUACAAGUCAAUUCAUAGCACCCACUGCAUUUCAGUUAUAUUCAGUGAUAUAUUUUUGUAUGAAUACAUUUAUAUAUGGUUAGCAUUUAUGGUAUACUACAAUUAUAGUCAAAGUAAAUCAUACAAAUACCUCAACUUGUACAUAUUAUGCACAUCCAGUCAGCAUCUGUAUAAAUAUUGUUUUGGUUCAUAGUUGCAUAGCCUAAAUAUCUACAAACAUGGGUGUUACUAUAGAAGAAGCUGGUCCUGUGAUUGACCUAGGAGGUAUAGGGGGCCUGGUGAAGCACAGAUCCAAAAGCAGCUUCAAUAUAUGUUUAUAAAAUAUGUUAUUCCCAAAGACUGGUGGGCCCUAAAAUAUUUUUUGUAUGGGGUCCAAUGACAUCUAUUUACCCCACUGCUUAUGAAGGAAUGUGUUAUCCUGCAUCUAUUACUCUAUGCAAUAUCAUAUGUGAGUUCAUUUAAACAACCAAAUGGCAGAUAUGUGUGGCUGCAACAUCUCUUGAAUAUUCCACAAUGCAUUGAUGAUAAUUUAUUUAAACUUUUUUUUCAAUCUGCUUCUAUGUAAAAGUUUAUAUUUUCAUCUUGUAUCUUCAACUGUUGUUGGAAGCCAAAGGCCAUAAUUCAGUAGAAAUCUCUGAGCAGCAUUUGGGAGCACUUAACCUUAUCAGAAUGAAGUUACAGGCUGGGAGAGGGUGCAAUACCCCAUAAAAGGAUCUUCUGCAAGUGCACAGCUGGGAAAGAGAGGUGUAUCAUUUAUAGAAGUAGAGAAAUAUGCAUGGAUAGUGUAUAUGCACAGAAGAAAACAGGAUCCUAGGUCCAGAAUCCUAAAUUAUAUGUGUUCUGGACACCUGACAGAAUAUUCUUUGUUCCCCAAGCUUGGCCCCUGUACACCAUGUGGAGAGGGAGACUAUCUUGAUGCCAAAAAAGAGAGAGUGCAAAAUUAGACUUAUGUUAAGCCUUUCGAUAACCAGAUAAAGCAUAGUAUAUUCAGUGUAACACAUCCUUUGUGUAUUUCCCUGGCUGUAUGGGAGAUUUGCCCAUAUUAUAAAGCUUUGUGAAAAGUGCUGCACAGUUACAGUUUACAUCACCCCUUUGUAAGCUUACGUGCAAAAUUACACAUAGUUAAAAAAAAUGACAUUCUGUUGUGACUGAUGUGAUUAAAAAAAGCCUAUGUAAGAAAAGGAGCCACAUUCCAAAUACUUGCUUAAACUGUUUAUUUUUAAAUUUGUUUAGUACAUCCCCAGAAUGUAGUGUGUUUGUUCUUGUGCUUCCCUUUAGUGGAACGCAGGAGAGCGCAGGAACAAAUGCUCAUCAGUACGAACCCUAAGACUUUUAUGAAUCUGACAUAUUCAUAACUCCAGUUUAAAGGAAAAGUAACAAAUCUAUUCUACCCUGCCCCAAUAAUUGCCCUAUCCUGCACACCAUUUAUUAUUUUAAAUGCUUUAUUAGAAAAUACCUGCUAAAACUUGGCUUCCGGUCAUUUGAAAUAGGGCCAUACGGCGAUGCAGAGCAGAAUCCAGUAUGCAACGAUUGAUCGACUGAUCCUAGCCUUCCUUCUGUAUCUGAUAAUGAGAGGGAGCAUUAAUGUAUUUGAUUCAUGUUGAUGUAAUUAACAUUCCAGUGCAAAUAUGUACAAAGCAACCAACUAGACCUUCACUUUCAUGAUUCUAACAGUAGGACAAUUAAAGCUAAUUGCUGACUUUUGUGCUGAUUAAAGGUGUGCUGGGCUAAUUAGUACAUUUUGGUAAAGGUGUUCUAACAACUAGACUGGACAGGACUGCCUAACUGCAGGCAGACAGGCCAAAUAAGGUUAUUCAGGCAUUUUUGUCUAAGUAAAACCUUCCUACAUGCUAAUGCUUAUGGCUUUUAGAGAUUUUCCACUUUCUGGUUACAUGGGACACAUGAUGCAUGAUUCUAGCCACCAGAUAGCUUUUUAAAUUCCAGUUUGUAGAGAGGCAGAUAAUUCAAAAAUAAUAAACCUCUGGAAAGUGGCUUAGUUUGGCUUGGAAUGUGGCUUCAUAGCACAAAAGGGGCACAUAAUUCAUCUAUCUGCUGAUGUUGGGAGUACAUGGCAGCUUUCAAAGUCUUGGAAUUCAAUUUUAUAACAGCUGGAAGGCAGUGGUUUUCACAUCCGUGAACUAUUGCUAUUUUCAAGGUGCCCGUAAAAGAUUGUUCCAGUGAUGGAUGAUUUACCCGUGUUUAUAGUGCAACGAUAAAUAUUUGGUUUGUAUUUAGUAAGCCAGCAUCAAUUAAUUUGUUAAUAAGCUACUGCUUCACUUAAACAUUUACCUCAAACAACAACCUGUUUCCCUCUUAUUCCCGUGGGUGACUGAAAUACUGCUACAAAAACACAUGGUGCACUUUUGCAGUAACUUGUAAGAACCCAUAAGCUCUAGUUUGGGUACAGUAAGUAAAGUAAAUGCCCAAUGGCUAUAGGACAGUGCAUUGCAGGAACCUUGUGUUCCUUUAAAACAUCAGACAAAUAACUAGGUCCCCUUUACUGUCCCCUCACUAAAUGCAUCAACAUAACUUCCAAAAAGUGGCCUCUUCCCCUUUGUACCUGAUGCACUAGCAGAGCUAAGAAGUGGGUUUGGUUUCUAAUCCUAGGCCAGCAAUUGCUGACCAGUAGCAUGGCCAUUGGAAAUUCAACUGGUCCUGGUUUCCACAUGUUCCUGGUCAGCAAAUCACCACAGUGCAGCCUGGGACCAUAAGUGAUGUGGCCUAACAUGGUGGCUACCAACCUUACUGUAUGUAUCAAAAAUGGAGGACCUGGACACUUUUUGUAGUUGCAUUGAUGGGUUGGGAAGGGCGCAAAGACCCUGUGCAUGAGCCAUAGUGGUUAAGAACAAAUGGUGGGGGGGGGGAUGUUAGUCCUUUAAGCAAAAUGAGCCAAGUUGUUUGCUUUUGUGCGCUGGAUUUUUACGUGUUCAGCUGCAUGGCAACACACGUGUUUGUUCAUUUCACUAUAUCCAUGGGAGUGUUAAAAUUCAAAGGGAUUUAUUAAUAACCUUCUACAUGCUUUUGUCACCCUGUAGUAACUGUUCUGGGCUUAAUUCUGCUUAAUAUUGAGCUUUAGGCUACAUGCCAAUAGGUAGUGCCUAUGGUGCAUCUUCAAAUGCAGGAACUAUAGACAAAAGUGCCACUGGAUUAUGGACACAUCUUAAAUCAUUUUUUUGCAUCUAAUGUAAUUCAAAUACAAUAUGUUGUGUUUAUAACAUUUAAGCUGGCUUUGUAUUCAGGCGUUGGCUACCUUCUGGUUUCUGUUCCCUCACCAUUUAAAUUGAAGACUUACAUGUUAAUUGCACUUUAAAGUUAAGGGGCAGCAACUAAUAGGACCUGUUUUGCCUAUUGUUUUAAUCAUAAAAAGAUCUAUGGUUUUGUUCAUAUGCUAAACAGGGAGACUGAAGCUACUCCAUGUUUUGUCAUGUAGAUAAUUAAAUUCAUUAUUAUCAACAAUUGUUUGCAAUUUAAACUAUAGGUAAAAAGUAUUUUCAGUGUGCCCCUUUAAAAAGAUCACUCCCAGUCAUUCUUGUAGGUGAGAACACUACAUGGGAGGGUUAAUUCAGUUUAUGGGAAGAUGCGUUAUGUUGUAGCAUGGUUUUUUUUUUAACAAAAGAGCCACCUUUUUGUCUAAAGUGCCAAAACGAUGAUAUUGUUUGUAAUUUAACCCUUAAAGGAAGAUUAAGAUUAUUUUAUUUGCUAUAUGGAAGAGCAAGACUCGGCAGCCGAUAGUAUAGCCAUACUUUGUGGGUGUGUAAUUGCAUUGGUUGUUUUGUUUCUUUUUUGAUGAUGAUGAUGAUGGAAGUUUCAAGCCUGUAAACUGCACAAGAAAAUUACAGGAACAGAUUUGGUUUAGCAAUGAAAUGUUUAGGGGACGUCUGAUAUUGUGUUAAAGGGGUUGUUCAUCGUUAAGUUAACUUUUAGUAUGUUGUUAAGAGUGCCAUUCUGAAACAAUUUGCAAUUAGUCUUUAUUUUGUAUUAUUUAUGUUUUAUUAAUGAUUUAGCUUUAUAUUCAGCAACUCUCCAGUUUACAAUUUUAGCAGCUAUAUGGUUGCUAGGGUCCAAGUUACCAUAGCAACCAGUGUUUCAUAUGAGAGACUGGAAUAUAAAUGGGAAAGGGUCUGAAUAGAAAGAUAAUUAAUAACAAGUAACAAUGACUAUGAAAUUGUACCCUCAAAGAGAAAUCAAAUUUUGGCUCCCAGGGUCAGUGACCCCCUUUUGAAAGCUGAAGAGUUAGAAGAGGAAAUAAUUAAAAAACAAAAAAUGAAGACCAGAUUACUAAGAAGUUACUAAUUAGACAUUCUAGAACAUACUUUAACUUAAAGGUGAACCACCCCAAUCAGGCCAGGCAAAGCUCUAAUAAUAAAAGUCAGGUAGGCACUAAAUGCAUUUACACAUAAUCUUAGCAGCCUGCAAAUCUGAAAACCUCUGUCCAGACUCUUCAAAGAAAAUUGCUUGUAUAGUAUAGAAAGCAAUGGUGUGUCAAUCAAUUGUUAUUGGCCCUUGAGUGCAGUAAUGAAGAACAGCAACCAGUAUCUCUCAGAUAUUGCUGAACUAAACUCCCAGCAUUAUUGUUACCCUGCAUUUCUUAUAUAUGAACAAGGUGAGAAAAUAUUUUAUGUACGAAAUGAUGUAUUAUUGAAACCUUACAGUAUGUGUGAGGAUACCUGUUAACUGACUACAGAUAUGUCCUGCAGUGAACGUCAAGUGAAAAAAAACACAUUGUAUAUGGUUACAAUUUAUUCUCUGCUCCAUUUUACUGCUGCCAUGUUUUGUUUGUUAAAGUCUUGCUGACGCGUGCAUUGAUUUUUAAGCUCUGCAAAAAGGGGGACUGUUAAAGUGAAAAAUCUGCUGAACUGUAAUUGCAAAGAAGUCACUCGAGUUUCAGUGUGGCUGUAAUGGACUAAAGGUCCCCAUACACUGGCCGAUUCUAGCUGACGAUAUCGGUCCCUUAGAGCGAUUCGGCAGCUAAUCGGCCCGUGUAUGGGCACUACCGACGGGCCUGCCCGACCGAUAUCUGGCCUGAAAUCGGCCAGAUAUCGAUUGGGCAGGUUAAAAAAAUCUAGUUGGAUCGGGGACCGCGUCGGCUCGUUGAUGCGGUCCCCUAACCUACUUUGCCUAUACCUGUCGUUAUAAUUCGCCAAGCGAGCGGAUCUGAAGGUGUAUGGGGACCUUAAGUCAAAAUUAGAUAAGGAUGAAGCAGCCAGGUUGUGUGAUUUAACAGCAUGAUUGCUUGCAGCAGGAAAAAUGUUAGGGAAUGUGAGCACCCACAAUAAUUCCAGUUGCUUACCUGCUAAUCUUCUGCACCAGCCUGGGUUACUUUUUGAGGAUCACUGCACAGCCAUCUUGUUCUAAUGUCCCUGACAUACCAAGGUAGCAGGCAAACCACUGAAAUCACUAGCAACUUGUACCCCCCCCCCAAAUGUGACUUUUCCCUUCUGCUUUAAUUCAUCACAGUUUGGUAAAUUUUUAUAACUCUGGCAUUUCCCCUUUAACCACACUGAUGCAGGGCUGGUCAGUGUAUUAGUAACCAGUACGGUAGUCAUAUUAUAAUUGAGAUUUGUUCUUUGGUGCUGUCUGGAAUAUGAUGCAUUUCCACUUUAUACUCUUGUUGGCAUUAUGUUUAAAGGUAUUAUUCAGUUUUGUGUUAUUAUCUGGAUGUAUCUGUUUGAUAUUUCUAAUAAAGUUUGACAAAUGAAUA
This is a messenger RNA of Xenopus tropicalis (tropical clawed frog), 7466 nucleotides long. It is a transcript of the gene cdkl1, whose product is annotated as cyclin dependent kinase like 1. Bases 259 to 1317 code for a protein of 352 amino acids. Gene Ontology annotation, biological process: regulation of cell cycle. The transcript is spliced from 10 exons. The record is from RefSeq and is a predicted model, not a curated record. Gene Ontology annotation, cellular component: cytoplasm. Gene Ontology annotation, molecular function: ATP binding; cyclin-dependent protein serine/threonine kinase activity; kinase activity. Lineage: Eukaryota; Metazoa; Chordata; Amphibia; Anura; Pipidae.